Misgurnus anguillicaudatus (oriental weatherfish) is the source of this 3735-nucleotide messenger RNA. It is a transcript of the gene sfxn5b, whose product is annotated as sideroflexin 5b. Gene Ontology annotation, molecular function: monoatomic ion transmembrane transporter activity; citrate transmembrane transporter activity. Gene Ontology annotation, biological process: mitochondrial transmembrane transport; citrate transport; monoatomic ion transport. Gene Ontology annotation, cellular component: mitochondrial inner membrane. NCBI's taxonomy places the organism in Eukaryota, Metazoa, Chordata, Actinopteri, Cypriniformes, Cobitidae. The record is from RefSeq and is a predicted model, not a curated record.
UCCCAUGAACCCUUGCGCGCUAUUGCUUCACUAGUUCGUACCCGAGUUGACUAUUCUUCAAAAUUCCGUCUGAUGGAGCUUUAAAUGAUUUAACAUUACUCCACCGCUGCUGAGAUGGCAGAACCAGGGUCCGGUCCAGUGUUUCAGCUGGGAAAACCGCGCUAUGACCAGACUGCAUUUCUUGGCAGGUUGAGACACUUCAUUGACAUCAUUGAUCCUUCCACUCUUUUUGUGACGGAGAGUCGCUUAAAAGAAUGCAUCAAACUCCUGGAUGAUUUCAAGCAAGGAAAACUUUCUCCAGGAGUAACAGAUUAUCAGCCUGUGUGUUGUGUUUUUAUCUCUGGGAAGCUCUGGGAAGCUCAAAAGGUGAAGCAGGCCAUAAUUCACCCUGACACCGGUGAAAAGAUAUUCAUGCCUUUUCGCAUGUCGGGCUAUGUCCCAUUUGGAACACCAAUUGUUGUCGGUCUUCUCCUUCCAAACCAGACUUUGGCCUCUACUGUGUUCUGGCAGUGGCUCAACCAGAGUCACAAUGCUUGCGUGAACUACGCCAACCGUAACGCCACAAAGCCUACACCAACCUUAAAAUUUAUUCAGGGAUACCUGGGAGCUGUCACCAGCGCUGUUUCUAUAGCAGUUGGUUUGAAUGUACUUAUCCAAAAAUCUAGCAAAUUUAACCCUGCCACCAGACUGUUCAUACAGAGGUUUAUUCCAUUCCCUGCUGUAGCGAGUGCAAACAUCUGUAACGUGGCUCUGAUGAGACACAAUGAGUUGUCUGAGGGAAUAGAUGUGUUGGACAACAACGGGAAUGUUGUGGGAUCCUCACGAAUAGCUGCCAAACAUGCACUGAUAGAGACAGCAGUUACGCGAGUGGUUCUGCCGCUGCCCAUAUUUGUCCUUCCACCAAUCAUUAUGGCCUUCUUCGAAAAGCUCCCUUUGAUGCAAGCUCAUCGUCGCAUGAUGCUUCCAGUGCACAGUUUAGUGUGUCUGGCUGUCUUUGGUCUGUCCUUGCCACUGGCCAUCAGCCUUUUUCCACAAAUGUCACAGAUCGAGACAUCUCACCUUGAGCCAGAAAUUGCCAUGGCAACAGAUUGCAAGGUGCUGACUUACAACAAGGGACUGUGAUAAAAAAAAGAGGGAUAGUAGGUGGAAGUGUGAAAAAAAAGAGAGAAAAGCAGUGUUUCUGUGUUGUAUGAGAUUGCCAAGGACAUAACCUAGCAAAACAGGUGCAUUUUAAGCAAUAGUGACCAGCUAACCCUUUCCUUAAUUUUAAAGCCAUUUAUCAGAUUUUAUAGAAAUAUUAAUGAAUUAAUAAUUCAACAUUUUACAGCUUCCAGCUAGAAAAAAGCUUUACAUUAAAGGACUUUUUAUUAUUAUGAAUGUAAGAUAUUACUCAAACAUAAUAGGAGAGCAAAUGCUGUAUUUAAUUUAAAGUCUGUGUAAAGUGAUAUUUUAUAUGUGUAUAUAUGAGUUUGUCACACCACAGAAAAUGUUAUUAAGCAUCCAGCCAAAUUUGAAUGAUAAAAAAUUAUUUAAAAGUAAAUAACAUAAAGUUAUCAAAAUCUGGGAAAAAUAAGCAGCAUUCUCUGAUCUCAGACGCUGCUGUCGCCGUUGAAACCACGCCCACUUGCAGGAAAUCUGUCGUCUCGUCUUUCAACUUUCAAAUAGAUUGUGGCUAUAAAAACUGAUACAGCUACGGACAAAACUUCGUUGAAAUGUCACCGAUGAGCGCUGUUUUCAUCCUAAUCAUACCCCUAAACCCAACAUUUCACAAGAUUUGGCCGUAGCUGUAUACCCUCUAGUCAGAACCUAAUGGAUGCUCGCGAUUGUGUUAGGGGCGGGGCCAGACGCGGUUGCUCCAAUGCGUCAUCGAGCCACUGUUUUUUAGCCUGCACUGUCCAAAUAAUCCUGAACACAGAAAUGAGGAAAAUCCGUUGAAAGGUGCAAUUUGUAAGAUAUUUGCAGUAAAAUCUCCAAAAACCACUAGGCCAGUGUUAUAUAUUUUGUCCAGCUGAUUACUAUCAAUAUCUGUAAUGUUUUCUACUACUUGUAAAUCGUGAGAAAAUUUCCAUUCAAAACAUUGACACGGGGCAGUGCAGUCUCCUGUCAAUGACGUUAAUAUCCAUGUGACCCUUUGUCACCGCCUUUACUGACGUAACCCACAUGAGAACACUGGUCUAGCUCGAAAAAAUAAAAUGGCGGCCAAGGAAGCGGCUGGAGCACAAAUUUAGUGAAAAUAAACGUAUAUUUUCACUUUUUAAGCAUUUUAAUUGCAUUUCUAUCGAGAAAUUAGUAUUGUAGUUUUCAAAUAUGUGAUUAGUUAUCACAAAGGCGCUCUCUGUUUUUAUUUCAAACACGCUGCCUUUGAAGUGCGUCGGAAAGCCUUUCUCUGAGCGGCCUUCAGGCCUCCGAGUCCGAAGUCAUGUCCUCAUGAGGCAGCGAGGCCACAAGUCCUCACAGUCCUCACUGCCUUGAGUUUUCGGACGCAGCCAGUGUUGUGGACAAAUGCGGAACUAUGCGCUUGCUUAUGGACUUAUGGAUAUCUCUGUACCGUCUGCCGCUGGUUGUGUCAGCUCCUGUUCGCGUACGGGCCAACCAAACGACCCAAGAAGAGUUUGGAACAAAACGAGGGAGGAUCAAUUUGGUGUUGCAUUAUCUGGAUAGAGAGAGCUUCACGACAACAUUUAACUAUCCUGCUUGUGUUUUACGCGAUGGGUGAGUUGUUUUGAUUCGUAACCCUUCAAAAAACGUAUGCUAUUAUAUUGAUCACAACAUUACUGUAAUCAGCGCGUCUUCCCGCGGACGAUAUGCACAUCAAAGGUAUUGUGAGAUUCUGAUCCUGCUUGUGUUUUACGCGAUGGGUGAGUUGUUUUGAUUCGUAACCCUUCAAAAAACGUAUGCUAUUAUAUUGAUCACAACAUUAGUGUGUAGACUGUAAUCAGCGCGUCUUCCCGCGGACGAAAUGCACAUCAAAAGGUAUUAUACAGCAAUAUAAAUGGUCAUUUUAAGACACUUCACAAUAAGAUUUGUACUGUCAAUACAUUAUGUGAAAAAUCAUUGUAAGUUGAAAACUUAAUUCUGAGCUGUGUUUACCAUCGAAUUUGGACUAAUACUGUAAUAUCAAUAUGACUAACAAUUUACAUCACAUAUAAACUUACAUAAUGAAAUAAACGAUGUCAUCAAACGCAACAUUUAUAAGACUUGAUUACCUUAUCCAUCAACGUGAUUUCUCGUUCUCGUCUGAUUUAUGGCUAAAGUUAAAGACUACAAAUCCCAUAAUUCCACGCUGCUUCAGAGCGUCAGUAAACAACAUCAUUGUUUUUGUUUGAUCUGGCGCCAUCUUUCGGCACAUAAAUACAAAUUGUAUCUUUAACGUGUAACUCCACAAUUCACUACUACGUUAGUCUUUGUAAUGUGUUUCAGCAGUACAUUUCUAAAAUGUAUAACGUGUUUAGAAACAAUUCUCUGAAAUUACUUUACACAGACAUAAAAUGUAUAUGCACUUCAUCAUAAUCAUAAUUAAGGUGUUUAUUUGCAUGUCAUGCUUAAAAUCUUCAAAACCCUUUAACUUUAAAGUGUACAGAGAUUUGAUCUUUUAAAACAGGAUCUUACAACAGAAAUGUUAAUAUUUUAAUACAAGUUUGGAGAUACGACUAUUUUAGUCUAUUGUCUGAAUACUGAACUUUGUAAUUUGUUAACAUGUAAUUUUGAUAAAUAUACUAUCUUAUUGUCUGAUGA